Messenger RNA from Ilyonectria robusta, 1038 nucleotides. RefSeq names its product Extradiol ring-cleavage dioxygenase, class III enzyme, subunit B. The coding region runs from base 1 to 1038 and encodes 345 amino acids. Lineage: Eukaryota; Fungi; Ascomycota; Sordariomycetes; Hypocreales; Nectriaceae. The transcript is spliced from 4 exons. The record is from RefSeq and is a predicted model, not a curated record. Gene Ontology annotation, molecular function: oxidoreductase activity, acting on single donors with incorporation of molecular oxygen; zinc ion binding; ferrous iron binding.
AUGAGCCAGUUGCUGUCUUUCCGCGCGCUUAUCGGCCUGUCACUUGCCGUGGCCAUGUUCGCCUUCCUCGGCACCUCCCCCCUCAAGGCCUUCACAUCCACUCUGCAGCGAGCUGGCCUGGAUUGGUUCUCAACCCAGCAAAGUACCAGUGCUGCCAGUGCCAGUGCGUCUACAUCACCAAAGAUGUCGAUGACAUCAAAGACGCCCGUUUACUUCUUUAGCCAUGGCGGGCCCGAUGUUCAGUACCAAACCAAGCAUCCUGUGUACCCGAUUCUCCAGCAGAUCGGCAGGGAGAUUACACAGCAGGUCAAGCCAAAGGCUGUUGUUGUGUUUUCAGCCCAUUGGAUGGGUGAAGAGGGUGCUAUCCAUGUUAAUAAGGAGGAGCACACUGACCUGAUCUAUGAUUUCUAUGGUUUCCCAGACCAUUUUUAUAAGGCGAAAUAUCCUAAUAAGGGAGACCCCGAGCUUGCGGGUAAGAUCAUGGUUAUGCUUUCUGAAGCAGGUAUCCAGUCAUAUGGAGUCAAGCGCGGUCUUGACCACGGCGUCUGGUCCGGCUUCCACGUUGCAUUUAACCCAGAAACAAACCCUCUGAAUGUCCCUCUGGUGCAGGUUUCGCUCUACAAGAACGAGGACCCCCAUGCUCAUUAUGCUCUGGGUCGCGCCGUCGCGUCGCUGCGAGAGCAAGGUAUUGUCAUCAUCGGAGCUGGCAUGUCGGUCCACAACCUCCGCGACAUGCAUUACAUGUAUGAGGGAAACAACAAGCCCAUGCCGUACACGGUGAGCUUCGACAACGCGCUGAAGGAGGCCGUCGAGGUUGACCCGGCGCUGCGGGAGGAUAAGAUGGCCGCCGUGACCAAGCGCGGCGACGCCCACCAAGCGCAUCCAUUCAUGGACCACCUGAUGCCCGUGUAUAUCGCUGCGGGAGCCGCGGGAGAGGACUGGGGAAAGCAGACUUGGACGUUGCACGAGGGUAGCUUCGGAUGGGCGCAAUAUAGGUUCGGCGACGUUCCUGAGGUCUCUUCCGCUCCGAAGUUGUGA